This is a messenger RNA of Quercus lobata, 1334 nucleotides long. RefSeq names its product pyruvate dehydrogenase E1 component subunit beta-1, mitochondrial-like. Gene Ontology annotation, molecular function: pyruvate dehydrogenase (acetyl-transferring) activity. The transcript has 14 exons. Gene Ontology annotation, cellular component: pyruvate dehydrogenase complex. Lineage: Eukaryota; Viridiplantae; Streptophyta; Magnoliopsida; Fagales; Fagaceae. Gene Ontology annotation, biological process: pyruvate decarboxylation to acetyl-CoA. Bases 61 to 1176 code for a protein of 371 amino acids. The record is from RefSeq and is a predicted model, not a curated record.
UCUCAAAAAAAAAAGAAAAAAAGAAAAUUGUGGCUUUGAUUGUGUAGCGAAGAGGAAGAGAUGUGGGGGAUUGUGAGACAAAGACUAGGAGGCUACUCUGCUUAUUAUUCAUUACAAAGGAUUGGACUUGGACAUCUACUAAAUUCAUCGAAAUGUUACUCUUCUGAAGCAGCAGCAGCAGCUAAAAAGAUGACAGUGCGAGAAGCUCUGAAUUCUGCACUUGAUGAAGAAAUGUCAGCAGAUCCUAAAGUUUUUCUGAUGGGCGAAGAGGUCGGGGAAUAUCAAGGUGCAUACAAGAUUUCAAAAGGGCUGUUGGAGAAGUAUGGUCCUGAGAGAGUUUGUGAUACUCCAAUCACAGAGGCUGGUUUCACUGGAAUUGGAGUUGGUGCAGCUUACUACGGGCUUAAACCUGUAGUAGAGUUUAUGACAUUUAACUUUGCAAUGCAGGCAAUGGACCAUAUCAUUAAUUCUGCUGCCAAAAUGAAUUAUAUGUCUGCUGGUCAGAUAUCAGUACCUAUUGUAUUCAGAGGACCAAAUGGUGCUGCUGCUGGAGUUGGUGCGCAGCAUUCUCAGUGCUAUGCAGCAUGGUAUGGUUCAUGUCCUGGUUUGAAGGUUCUGGCACCAUACUCAUCAGAAGACACUCGAGGCCUGCUAAAAGCUGCUAUUAGGGACCCUGACCCUGUUAUUUUCCUUGAAAAUGAGUUGCUUUAUGGAGAGUCUUUUCCUGUUUCAGCAGAAGCUGUUGAUUCCAGUUUUUGCCUUCCAAUAGGGAAAGCUAAGAUAGAGAUAGAAGGAAAGGAUGUAACAAUUACUGCUUUUUCAAAGAUGGUUGGUUAUGCUCUCAAGGCGGCAGAGAUUCUUGCAAAGGAAGGAAUCAGUGCUGAGGUUAUAAAUCUGCGCUCAAUCCGUCCCCUUGAUAGAGCCACAAUCAAUGCUUCUGUCAGGAAAACUAACAGACUGGUAACUGUUGAAGAAGGCUUUCCUCAACAUGGUGUCGGUGCUGAGAUCUGUACAUCAGUGAUUGAGGAGAGCUUUGAGUAUCUGGAUGCACCUGUUGAAAGGAUUGCAGGAGCUGAUGUUCCUAUGCCAUAUGCUGCAAAUCUUGAGAGGAUGGCCCUUCCACAGGUUGAGGAUGUAGUUCGAGCCGCAAAGAGAACAUGCUAUAGAUCAGUUUGAAUGGCUGCUUCAACUGCUAAGAAAGAAGUUAGAGAUAAUUUUUGUAGAGGUGUGAUAGUUACACACUAUGUUUUCAAAACACGAUUUUACAAUUUCAUAGGCUAUGUACGGAAAUGUGUAACAAGCUGUGUGCAAUAAUAAUUAGCAAUUUUUAUAUA